This is a messenger RNA of Daucus carota subsp. sativus, 1554 nucleotides long. Its product is annotated as flavin-containing monooxygenase FMO GS-OX-like 2. Lineage: Eukaryota; Viridiplantae; Streptophyta; Magnoliopsida; Apiales; Apiaceae. Gene Ontology annotation, molecular function: NADP binding; flavin adenine dinucleotide binding; N,N-dimethylaniline monooxygenase activity. The transcript is spliced from 7 exons. The coding region runs from base 93 to 1427 and encodes 444 amino acids. The record is from RefSeq and is a predicted model, not a curated record.
GAGCCGAAUUCCGUCCCCGAUCUAAACAAAUGAGAGGAACAGAGGGAGUAAAGUAAUAAAGUAAGGUUUACCAACCCUGCUUCGAGUUGCACAUGUUCACAUAUAUAUCAAACUCCUCCUUGUCCUUAACACCAUUUUGUCAACUUCUCAGCAUGCCUUGUUUGAACGUCGCGGUGAUCGGAGCGGGCGUCGGCGGCUUGUGCGCCGGCCGCGAGCUUCAACGAGCAGGCCACCGAGUCACAAUCUUCGAAAAGCAAAACCAACUCGGUGGAACAUGGGUCUAUGAUCCACGAGUUGAGUCAGAUCCCCUAAGCCUUGACCCUAAAAGAGAGAUCAUUCACAGCAGCCUCUACGCUUCGCUCCGAACAAAUUUUCCGAGACACGUGAUGGGCUUUUCCGAUUUCCCGUUUACGAAAAUUUACGAAGAUUCCAGGGCAUUUCCGUCGCACGAGGAGGUGCUGAGGUUUUUGAACGAUUUUGCGGAGCAGUUUGGGCUUGUUGAGUUGACUCGGUUGAACACGGAAGUGGUCCGAGUUGAGCUGAAGGAGGAUGAGUGGGUUGUUGAGUCAAGAAUGGGCGAGUUGACUCGGGAGGAGGCUUUUGAUGCGGUGGUUGUUUGCGUGGGGCAUCACACUGAGCCCCGGGUGGCUAAUUUUCCAGGCAUUGAGAAAUGGCCAGGAAAGCAAAUCCAUAGCCACAACUACCGUAAUAAUAAGCCAUUUCGUGAUCAGAUUGUAGUUGUGAUUGGAGCUGGACCUAGUGCUAUGGAUAUAUCCAUAGAAAUCGCAAAAGUUGCCAGAGAAGUUCAUCUUUCCACGAGAUCGUCUUCUAUGUUAUCGAAAUUGGCAAUUUUUGCAAAACUGAAUAAGCACCCUGAGAUAGAUUACGUCGAUGAAAGUGGUAGAGUAGUUUUUGAGGACGGAUCUUCAGUUGAGGCAGAUAUACUAUUUCAUUGCACUGGCUACAGGUACAAUUUUCCAUUUCUUAAAACAAACAACAUUGUAACUGUGGAAGAUAACCGAGUUGGACCAUUGUACAAACAUGUGUUCCCUCCUGAGCUUGCCCCCAGGCUCUCCUUCAUUGGAAUCCCAUAUGCGACAACGGGAAUUCCUUUGAUGGAACUACAAGCAAAAUGGUUAUCACUAGUUUUAUCAGGCCAGCGACUUCUACCAUCAAAAGAGACAAUGAUGGCUGAUACCGAAGACUUCUACAAAUCCUUAGAGCUACGUGGGAUCCCUAUUCGUCACACUCAUUCUCUUGUGAUGAAGUUUGAGUACCCAAAUUGGUUAGCUGAUCAGUUGGGGUUACCUGGUAUAGAUGAACAGAUAAAGAAGAUACAAGGACAAGUUUUCAAGAUUCUUUUGAGCUCAGAAGGAAGUGAUCUCAGAGAGUGGGAUGUCGAUAGUUGGCUAGAUUCAAUAAAUUAACUGUUAGUAAUAAGUCAUCAUAAUCUGGUUCAAUAUGUUCAUCAUCAUUGGAAUGUAACUGUAACUUAAAAUUGUUCAGGGAUAUCAAUUUUCAAGUGUUCUAACAUAAGAGUUUUGUGUUUUUAAA